AUGAAGUACGCUCUUGCAGCCGCUGCGCUGCUGCCAGCCUUGACGCUCGCUCAUCCGGGCGUCGGCAACCAAAUCCCUCUCGGUGCUGAUGUCGGCCAGGAACGUCAUGGCCAUCACCAUCACUCUUCUCCCGAGAACCCAAUCGCUGCUGUUGUUGACAGUGUCGCGGAUGCCCUCAAGGCUCUACCUGAGGCUACCCGUGAUCUCUGGGCUGAGGUCGAGAACAUGCUUCCCCGUAAGCUAGACCAGAUCUCCGUCAAGUCUUCGCCGAAGAAGCACACCAAGCGACCAAAGAGCCACUGGGACUUCCACGUCUCUGGUGACGAAGUCAGCAUCAUGGAUGACGGCAAGCUUGAUGAAGACUUGGCACGCUUCAAACUCCGAGGCAAGAAGGUUGACCCAUCCAAGCUCGGCGUUGACCCCGGAGUCAAGCAAUACAGUGGAUAUUUGGAUAACGAGGAGGACGACAAGCACUUGUUCUACUGGUUCUUCGAAUCCCGCUCUAAUCCUAAGGAGGACCCCGUCGUCCUUUGGCUCAACGGUGGCCCUGGGUGCUCUUCCCUGACCGGUCUCUUCAUGGAGCUCGGACCAUCCUCCAUCACCAAGAACGGCGAACUUAAGUUCAACCCUGCCUCUUGGAACAACAAUGCUUCCGUCAUCUUCCUCGACCAACCCGUCAACGUCGGCUACUCCUACUCCGGCGGCCAAGUCUCCAACACUGUCGCCGCUGGCAAGGAUGUUUAUGCUCUCCUCUCCUUGUUCUUCAAACAGUUCCCAGAAUACGCCAAGCAAGACUUCCACAUUUCUGGUGAAUCUUAUGCCGGUCACUACAUCCCCGUCUUCGCCCACGAGAUCCUUUCCCACAAGAACCGUAACAUCAACUUGAAGUCCGUCCUCAUCGGAAACGGUCUUACCGAUGGUCUUACCCAGUACGAGUACUACGAACCCAUGGCCUGCGGAAAGGGUGGUUACCCAGCCGUCCUUGACGAGUCUCAGUGCCAGGGAAUGAAGAAUGCCUACCCACGUUGCGCCAGCAUGAUCUCUAACUGUUACGACUCCGAGAGCGUUUGGUCUUGUGUCCCAGCUUCCAUCUACUGCAACAAUGUGAUGAUGGGACCAUACCAGCGCACCGGUACCAAUGUCUACGAUAUCCGUGGACCUUGCAAGGAUAGCUCCAACCUCUGCUACCCAGAUCUUGGCUGGAUUUCGGAAUUCUUGAAUAAGAAGGAUGUUAUCGAUGCCGUUGGUGCUGAAGUUGGUAGCUACGACUCGUGUAAUUUCGAUAUCAACAGGAACUUCUUGUUCGCUGGUGAUUGGAUGAAGCCAUACCAUAGACUUGUUCCAGAUCUUCUUAAGGAGAUCCCUGUUCUUAUCUAUGCUGGUGAUGCUGAUUUCAUCUGCAACUGGCUUGGAAAUCACGCUUGGACUGAGGCUUUGGAGUGGCCCGGAAAGGCUGCUUUUAACAAGGUUGAGCUCCAGGAUUUCAAGAUGGCCGAUAGCGGAAAGAGUGUUGGACAGAUCAAGAGCUCUGGACAUCUUACAUUCUUGAGAAUUUACCAAGCUGGUCAUAUGACUCCUAUGGAUCAGCCAGAGAGUAGUUUGGAAUUCUUCAACAGAUGGUUGAGGAAUAAGUUGUAA
Orbilia oligospora ATCC 24927 is the source of this 1638-nucleotide messenger RNA. RefSeq lists its product as uncharacterized. The record is from RefSeq and is a predicted model, not a curated record. Gene Ontology annotation, cellular component: fungal-type vacuole. NCBI's taxonomy places the organism in Eukaryota, Fungi, Ascomycota, Orbiliomycetes, Orbiliales, Orbiliaceae. Gene Ontology annotation, biological process: proteolysis. Gene Ontology annotation, molecular function: serine-type carboxypeptidase activity. The transcript is spliced from 2 exons. Bases 1 to 1638 code for a protein of 545 amino acids.